Molecule: messenger RNA, 4118 nt
Organism: Rhea pennata
Lineage: Eukaryota; Metazoa; Chordata; Aves; Rheiformes; Rheidae
Gene: MIB2
Product: MIB E3 ubiquitin protein ligase 2
Exons: 20
Coding region: 310-3174 (954 amino acids)
Biological process (GO): protein ubiquitination
Cellular component (GO): cytoplasm
Molecular function (GO): zinc ion binding; protein binding; ubiquitin-protein transferase activity
Source: RefSeq, a predicted model, not a curated record
GGGCCGAGCGGCGCCGCUGCAGCUCUGGCGGGGCCGGCCGCCCGCGGCCCGGCUCCUCGCCCGCUUCCCCUGGGCCGGUGGAGUAGGUCUGCUUUCCAGGCUCCUGCACCAAGGAGGAGUGAGGGAAGGAAACACAUACAGCCCUUUGUUAACGAUAGUCGUUCUCCAAAGGGUUGUGAGUUUUGUGCCCUCUCAGCUUGGUCGGGUAUGCUAAACAUAAUGCUGAAUGUGCUGGAUGUGUUGCUGAUAAUGGUGCCUGUCUUCAGGAUCCCCUGCUUGGAAAAAUUUUGAGGAUUGUUGUGCAGAGCAAUGGACUUGGACCUCUAUGCCAGCAUGCAGGUUGGGAUGCGGGUAGUCCGUGGAGUGGACUGGAAGUGGGGCAGCCAGGACAGCGGUGAAGGGAACGUCGGGACUGUAGUUGAGAUUGGUCGGACAGGCAGCCCAACCACGCCAGAUAAAACUGUGGUAGUACAGUGGGAUCAGGGCAACAGAACAAAUUAUCGAACUGGAUUCCAAGGAGCUUAUGACCUUCUUCUGUAUGAUAAUGCACAAAUCGGUGUCCGUCACCCUAACAUCAUUUGCGACUGUUGCAAAAAGCAUGGGAUUCGGGGAAUGCGGUGGAAAUGCAAAAUGUGCUUUGAUUAUGACUUGUGCACACAGUGUUACAUGAACAACAAGCAUGAUCUGUCUCACCCCUUUGAGCGCUAUGAAACAGCACACUCACAGCCAGUCCUAGUGAGUCCCCGACAGAAUUUGACUCGUAUCACAUUAAAAGGGACUUUCCAAGGGGCUAAAGUAGUCCGUGGCCCAGACUGGGAGUGGGGUAACCAAGAUGGUGGUGAAGGCAAAACUGGACGUGUGGUUGAUAUUCGAGGCUGGGAUAUAGAGACCGGACGUAGUGUGGCCAGCGUCACGUGGUCUGAUGGUACCACGAAUGUCUACAGAGUUGGACACAAGGGGAAAGUGGACCUGAAAUGUGUUGUGGAGGCACCUGGUGGCUUUUACUACAAAGAACAUCUCCCAAAAUUAGGAAAACCAGCUGAAUUGCAGAAGAAAGAAAGCACAAACAGGCAUCCAUUCCAGCAUGGGGACAAAGUGAAAUGCCUGCUGGACAUUGACAUCUUGCGGGAGAUGCAAGAGGGCCAUGGUGGCUGGAAUCCUAAAAUGGCUGAGUUCAUUGGCCAGACAGGGACUGUACACAGAAUCACGGACAGAGGGGAUGUAAGGGUCCAGUUCAACAGUGAAACUCGCUGGACUUUCCACCCUGGAGCUCUGACUAAGCUCAACACUUUUUGGGUUGGUGAUGUUGUCCGUGUGAUAGAUGAUAUGGAAACAGUGAAGCGAUUCCAAUCUGGUCAUGGGGAGUGGACAGAUGAAAUGACACCUACACUAGGGCACAUCGGCAAAGUGAUCAAAGUAUAUGGGGAUGGAGACCUGCGAGUGUCAGUUGGAGGACAGUCCUGGACGUUUAACCCAGCUUGUCUGACAGCCUAUCAGAGAGAUGAGGAAGCAAACCUUAUGACAACUGAGAACACAAAGGAAUCAAAAAGUACUUUGAUCACUGUUCUGGAGAAACUGCUGUCCCAGAAGACAGAGUCAGACUAUGCAGGGUGCUUGGUCAUUUGGGCAGCACUCAACAAUGCAGUUAAAGUUCGGGAGCUUCUUCUGAAGUACCCAGACAAGGUCGACACAAAGAAUCAAGGCAGAACUGCCCUGCAAAUUGCUUCCUAUCAGGGGCAUCUGGAUGUGGUGAAGAUUUUACUACAGGCACACGCCACUGUCAACCUAAGGGAUGAAGAGGGGGAUGCAGCACUGCACUAUGCAGCUUUUGGAAACCAAGCUGAGGUUGCCCGUGUGCUUAUUGGUAAAGGAGCCAGCACAGACUUGUUGAACAAUGCGAAGUGCACGGCAUUGUAUGUUGCCGUUAGUCAAGGAUUCACAGAGGUGGUGCGAGCCCUCUGUGAGCUCAACUGUGAUGUCAACCUCCCAGAUUCUCAGGGAGACACCCCCCUGCAUUAUGCUAUCACUGCUGAUUACAAGGUCAUCAUUGAGAUCCUCACUGAAGUACCCAACAUUGACUUCACUGUCCAGAAUUGUCAAGGCUUCAACCUGCUCCACUAUUCUGCUCUAAAAGGCAACAAACCAGCCGUAAAGAAGAUUCUAGCAAGAGCUCGACAGUUGGUUGACUCCAAAAAGGAAGAUGGUUUCACUGCCUUGCAUCUUGCUGCUCUCAAUAAUCACAAAGAAGUGGCUGAAAUUCUCAUCAAAGAGGGUCGCUGUGAUGUCAACCUCAAAAACAACCGGAACCAGACUCCACUGCACUUGGCUGUCAUCCAGGGACAUGUCGAGAUGGUGCAACUGCUGGUCAGUGAAGGCAGUGAUGUCAAUGCUGAGGAUGAGGAUGGAGACACAGCCAUGCACAUUGCUUUGGAACGACAGCAGCUAAUGUCAAUCAUGAUGGAGAAGCGUGAAGGGGACAUGGGAUUGUCCCUCCUUUCCAAGCUGCAGGCUUCUGGCUUUCUUGGAAACAUGGAGCUGAAUUUUGGAACUGCAAUUGCAUGUUAUUUAGCACAAGAAGGAGCAGAUAUUAAUUAUGCCAACCAUCGUGGAAAGUCUCCUUUAGAUCUCAUUACAGAUGGAAGGAUUGUCCAGAUCAUCAAAGACUUCUCACAGAAAUUCAGGGAACAGCAGGCUUCUUCAGAUAGUUCAACCAUUGUAUGCAGCCUCCGCCGUGUGCACACCACCCCCAACACGAUGACCAACCUUAGUGUCUCGAGUGUGGCAGCCCCCACAGAAUGCCUUGUCUGUUCAGAACUAGCAUUGCUCAUCCAUUUCUUCCCAUGCCAGCACAGUAUUGUGUGUGAAGAAUGCUCCAGGAGAAUGAAGAAGUGCAUCAAAUGUCAAGUAACAAUAACCAAAAAACUCAAACAAGACAACACCGAGGUGGAGUGCAGCCCAACCUCUGAAUCCACAGAUCAGAGGAGGCUCAUGGAGGAGCUGCAGAACCGCUACCGGCAGAUGGAAGAGCGCAUCACCUGCCCGAUCUGCAUUGACGACCAAAUCAAACUGGUCUUCCAGUGUGGACAUGGCUCAUGCCCAGACUGCAGCACAGCCCUGACAGUGUGUCCUAUCUGUCGGCAGGCUAUCCGGGAGAGGAUUCAGAUCUUUGUCUAAGGAUAUGCUUGCUUCACUUCCCGUUCCCACCUCCCUCCUUUACUUCCUUUUUGUUUGCAUUUUAGAUGAGAAGCACUGGUCUAUCUGUUGUUUGGUUAUAUGCAAAGCCAUCCUCAAAGGGGAAGAAGCAAAUAACCAAUGUGACUUGGAUAGAAGCAGAGGGAGCCCCCUCCAGUCUCAAUAUUAUACAAUUAUAUGUACAAGCAGUGGUGCUUAAGGGCAGCCAGCCACUCUCUCUGUUACUGAUGCAUCAGAAAGAUAUGAAGUAAAGGACACUGGCCUCUUGUGCUGAAGGCAGAAGAGGCUUUCAGACCAGAGGCAACUAGACUUUCAUGCGCAGAUGUUUUCAAGGGCAUCCAGCUCCAGUGACUGUAUCCUGUCAUCCCUGCAGUGUCAGAGCCUUGCGUUACUCUGAAAUAAGAUGCUGUAGGAUGAUAUACCUCACACCUUUGUGAGCAAUGGCAAAGCAAUACUCUUGCACUUCACAUGAGGAGGUAUCAGAGGAGAGCAGUCACAGCCUUCUGUCCUUCGAGGAGCCUGUUGUUGAUAGAAAGGUAGUGUCCUAAGAUGAUGUAUUCUCUCAACUAGUCCUCAUGGUCUCAACAAGAUCUCGGACUGACAGAGGCAAAUCUGAAUGUGAUGAGAUCCUAGAGACAGAGUGUGUGCCUUAGAAAUAAAGUAGUGAGCAGUGAUUGGAGAAAAUAUGUUGUUGCAAGAAGCACUUCUAAGUGACAUUCUUCUUUCCACACUCCCCCAGCUACAUGUUCAGAGACUACUGAGCUUUCUAUCCAUGAUGCCAAAGGGAGGUGUUAAAAACUCCAAUCAAAGUGUAAAAAAAAUAAAUAGUAAUAAUUAAGAAAUGAGGAAGAGGGGUUUCAUUUUUUGUUUCAUUGUUUUGCAGCAAACUUAAUAAAAUAAAGUUUAUAUUUUCCUGAGCAUUAAAA